Miscanthus lutarioriparius is the source of this 891-nucleotide messenger RNA. Lineage: Eukaryota; Viridiplantae; Streptophyta; Magnoliopsida; Poales; Poaceae. The record is from the annotation of a GenBank genome assembly.
AUGAAACCUGCCACUGCCACCACAAAGAUCACCGAAGCCGCACGCUCGGUGCAGCUGCUCCAGAUCGACGGCUACUCUGCGACCGCAACCAUGAGCCAACAAGACUGCAUCGGAUCCACAUGGAACGUGGACGGGUACGAGUGGGAGCUCCGCGUCUACCCUGAAUACUACUACAGCAGGUCGAGUUGGGUAGCUCUGAAGCUCAUCAUCCACAGCAAACCUCGCACCGGCGACGUCAGGAGAACGGCCGGAGGUAGUCUUCCCCCCGGCUGCUCCUACCAACGAGGAGGAGGUGCCCCGCCGACGCCAUCCUCUGACCUGCACAAGCACCUGGGCGAGCUCUUGGAGAGCCAGAAGGGGGCCGACGUCACGUUCCUGCUCGCGUCCGGUGGCGAGCGGUUCCCGGCGCACAAGAGCGUCCUCGCCGCGAGGUCUCGGGUCUUCAUGGCCGAGUUCUUCGGCGGCAUGGAGGAGCGGACCUCGCGGGUCGUGGAGGUCCAUGACGUGAAGCCCGCGGCGUUCGAGGCCAUGCUUCGCUUCGUCUACACCGACGUGGCGCCGCCAGAGCUCGAUGACGACGACAAGCCGGCGGGGGUGACGAUGGCCCAGCACCUUCUUGCGGCCGCGGACAGGUACGGGCUCGACAGGCUCAAGGCGAUCUGCGAGGCAAAGCUCGCUGGCUGCGUCGACGUCGGCACCGCGGCCACGACGCUGGCGCUGGCCGAGCAGCACGGCUGCGCGCUGCUCAAGGCCAAGUGCGUCGACUUCGUCACUGGGUCCCCUGAAACGCUCGACGCCGUGUUGGCGACGGAGGGGUACGCGCAUCUGGCGGCCAGCUGCCCGCUGGUGUUGACUGAACUCCUCAAGUCUGCGCGUGGAAGGAAGAAUUGA